Messenger RNA from Syzygium oleosum, 1594 nucleotides. RefSeq names its product patellin-6. Lineage: Eukaryota; Viridiplantae; Streptophyta; Magnoliopsida; Myrtales; Myrtaceae. Gene Ontology annotation, molecular function: lipid binding. The record is from RefSeq and is a predicted model, not a curated record. The coding region runs from base 149 to 1438 and encodes 429 amino acids. The transcript is spliced from 4 exons.
GACACUCAAAAGACGUGCUUCUUCUAAUCAUCCUCUUUUCCAAACCCCAAAAGCAACCCACCCCCCAAAUUUCAGUCCCUCUCUCCUUCUAAAAUCUUCCAGCGUUGUCUUCACUGCAAAGACAACCAGCGACGAACAUAAAGAGGAAAUGGAAUCCCCAUCGCCCAUCUCCGGCCCGCAACAGCAGCAGCAGCAGCAGCAGCAGCAGCCGCCCUCUUCCAAGAAGAGCUUCGUCACCACUCUCAUGGAAGCCGCCGCCCUCCGCUCUCCUUCCUUCAAGGAGGACACCUACUUCGUCUCCCACCUCAAGCCCUCCGAGCAGAAGGCCCUCCAAGACCUCAAGCUCAAGCUCUCUUCCUCCCAGCCCUCCGGCGACGGCGACGGCGAGGGCGACGGGGACGGCGUUGGCGUUGCCAUGUGGGGCAUCCCUCUCUUGGGCGGCGACGAGCGGGCCGACGUCGUCCUGCUCAAGUUCCUGCGUGCCCGAGACUUCCGCGUCGCCGACGCGCACGCCAUGCUGGAGAAGUGCCUGGCUUGGAGGAGCGAGUUCAAGGCCGACGGCAUCGUCGACGAGGACUUGGGCUUCAAGGAGCUCGAGGGCGUGGUGGCCUACAUGCGCGGGUACGACAGGGAAGGACACCCGGCGUGCUACAACGCGUAUGGGGUCUUCAAGGACAGGGACAUGUACGAGAGGAUCUUCGGGGACGACGAGAAAUUGAAGAGGUUUCUCAGGUGGAGAGUCCAGGUGCUGGAGAGAGGGAUCAGCGCCCUGCAUUUCAAGCCCGGCGGUGUCAAUUCCAUCAUUCAGGUGACUGAUCUCAAAGACAUGCCCAAGAGAGAGCUGAGGGUCGCGUCCGCCCAGAUCCUGUCCCUGUUUCAGGACAAUUACCCCGAGAUGGUCGCUCGCAAGAUUUUUAUCAACGUCCCCUGGUACUUCAGCAUGUUGUACUCGGUGUUCAGUCCGUUCUUGACUCAGCGGACCAAGAGCAAGUUCGUCAUCUCCAAGGAAGGCAAUGUUGCGGAGACUCUCUACAAAUUCAUUAGGCCAGAGGAUGUUCCUGUUCAGUAUGGAGGGCUGAGUCGACCCAGCGAUCUGCAGAACGGUCCUCCGAAGCCAGCGUCUGAGUUCACCGUCAAAGGCGGAGAGAAAGUCAACAUCCAAGUAGAGGGGAUCGAGGCUAACGCGACGAUAACGUGGGAUAUAGUGGUGGGAGGCUGGGAUUUGGAGUACAGCGCCGAAUUCGUGCCCAACGCCGAGGGGAGCUACACCAUCGCGGUCGAGAAGCCCCGGAAGAUGUUCCCGUCUGAGGAAGCAGUCCACAACUCCUACACCGCCCGUGAAGCAGGCAAGAUGGUCAUCUCCGUGGACAACACCGCCUCGCGGCGGAAGAAGGUCGCCGCUUACCGCUACAUCGUCCGCAAAGCCCCCGCAUUUUAAGCUUCUGUCCCCAUUUUUGGUUUAACCUUUAUUCCCUACCUCACUCGUUAAAGAGCUUGGGGCAUUAUGAUGCUUGCGAGCCAUGUCUGGUAAUGAAUGCCUCGCUGUAUAAAUAUGGUGCUACUGGUUGUUAUAUGGUAUUUUAUGUUGAAGAAA